GCUGACUUCUGUGUUUACGGAGCGGUGUUUGAAGUUCGGUAGUGCCACCAUGGUCUGAAACAUUAAAAGUGUUGGCCCAGGCAGUCUGUGUAGUAGUUAGUGUAAACACAUACCCGUGAUUUGCACACUCGUAGUCGUAUCAUUUGCUGGACGACCUUAGAAACAGCAUACGAAAGCUCUCUCCUAGGCUGGCCCAUCAACCUAUAGCUGCUCUCAUCACCGGCAGCAGCGGCAGUAGCAGCAGAAAACGCGUUGCUACACCCGCGACUGGCUUGAUCGGCACCAUCUGGAGGAACCGAAGGAUAGCAAGUAGUCUUGUCACUACGUCCAUCUGCCUCGGCGUUCACGCAGCAGUAGCCGAUCGUUGUUUCAUUGAGAUACGGCCGGAGCAGUUACAGAGAUCUCCGGGCUCCGUGCUAUAAAGCAGCGUCUCGGGCAGCUACGGCGCAAUGGAAGAAGUGGGAGAGACUCCCAUCGCUGCGGCUUCACCUGUGGAGCAGGAGCAUCCGCAGCAGCAGCAGCCUCCGGACAGCAUGAAGAUCAAUGGAAAUGGUAGUGAUAGCGGCGUAGAAGAGGAGUCUCCAAAGAAGCAGAAUGCUGCAGUCUCUGUGAGCGAAGUCAAACCAACGAAGCCUCCAACCACAGGUGCUCGCCUCUCAGGAGUAAAGAAACCAGGAGAGAAAGCACCCGGAAAAGCAGCCACCCCUGGACGGACAACAGCGGCAGGAAAGACAGCCACAUCUGGACGUCUACCCGUAGCAGGAAAGGCAAUUCCGCCGGCGAGAACACCGGCGCCAUCUGCUAGGAGAACAACGACGAGCAUGACGAGCGUCGGAAGCAGGAUGGAGAAGAAGACGACAGUUGGAGCGAGGAUGACAAGGACAGCGCCAUCUGGUGAUGGGCCAGCUCCUGCGAAGACCCGUCUCACACCAAAGUACCGGACAUGAAGAAUGUGAAGUCAAAGAUAUCUUCGACUAACGAUGCGAAGCCCAAGCCAGGUGUUGGCACUGCCAGGGUGACCAAUGUAAAAUCGGACGUCAAGGCGACAGCAAAGUCGAAGGUGCAUCAGCCCAGCAUUGGGACCAAGAAGGUUCUUGAUGCGAAGGCGGAAGUGAAGGCCACCAGCAAGAUUAGUUCACAUGAGAACAGCCAGCUUAGGUCAGCACCACCAGCCAGAACAAACCAAAAACCCGAGCCAGCAAAGCCAAGACUGCCCACACGGGCAGGUGAUGUUAAGAAAGCCCCACUUGCCCAUGCCCCACAAGCAAAGAGUGCUGAUACAGCAAAGAAGCCUUCUACUAGGAUAACAACAGUUGGCAGAUCAACAGUGAUACCUACGAAAACACCAACAGCGAAAUCAGCUUUGAAGCCAGGUUUGGAGAAGAAAGCUCCAGGAAAAGCAGACAAAGUUCCCACGAAACCCAAGGCAGCCCUGAAGAAGAAGACACCUGGCAAGGAAAAGAACGACCAGGAGGAGAAGAAGGAUGCUGAGAAGCCAGUGGUAGAUACUGUGACACACGUGAUCCCGCAGAUUCCAUUGGAAGAGCCGUCUGAAGUCGUUGCACCGGCUGAGGAGGCACCUACUAAGGAGGCUGUGAUGGCAAUAGAGGAGCCAGUGCCUGCAGUAGAGGAGAAACCAGCCUCUCCAGUACUGGACGAGCUAGCACUUGCAGUAGAGGAGAAGCCAAGCCCUGCAGUAGAAGAGGAACCAGCCCCUGCAGUAGAGGAGGAACCAACCCCUGCAGUAGAGGAGGAACCAGCCCCUGCAGUAGAGGAGGAGCCAGCCCUUGUAUUAGAGGAGGAACCAUCAUCUGCAGUAGAGGAGCCAAUCAAAGAGCCUGUAUUUGGUGAUGACGGCGGUGACGUGGACCAUGGUAUGACCGACAGCCAGUCACGAGGGGGAGCCACGGUGGAGCCUGAGCCUUAUUGGCCAGAUGAGGAGGGCGUUGGUCUUUCGCACCCGAGUUACGAGCUUCAUGGUGACGAUGGCAUCCAUGAGCUGCCUACUGCUACUGCUGCUGCUGCUGCUGCUAUCCACGACGACCACUCCAAUGGACAUACGGAUUCUGCAUCUCAUGUUCUCGCUGCUGGUGAUUGCGGUGUAGUAGGGUCAGUGGACAGUGCAGGCAUGGCGGCUACAGACCCUGUUCCCACUCUUGACCACGUACUAGAAUUUCCUGCUCCUACAGAAACCCGUGAUCACUCACAUGAUGCUGUUUGCCCCACGAAUAUGUUAGAACAGCAUCACCCACCUGAAGCCUUUGUUCCUGCCAAUACUCUCGAUCACACAGAAGAAAACCUGGUUCCUGCGGAAACUGCAGGCUAUUCACUGGAAGAAUUUGUUCCCACAGAAACCCCAGGUCUGUCACACGGUUACGACGCUCCCAUAGGUAUGCCUAUCUUUGCACCUGACGACAUGGAUUCCACACAAGGUCCCGAGCAAGACCUUGUUCCUACAGAAGUAGCUGACGUAUUGCCUGAACACUCUGUUCCUGCAGAAAUCUCUAACCCUCUGUGUGAAACCCCUGAUGAGGAUGAUAUGUUUGAUCGCUCAGCUGAAGACUCCACUCACACUCAGUCGCCCGACAAAUCACCGGAAGACUUUGCUCCUGCAGGAAUGCACGACUUAUGCCAAGAAUAUCGUUCUCCAGAGGAUUCAGCUGGACUAUCGGCUGAAGAUCCACUCUCUGCAGGAAGUCACGAUCAGUCGCCUGUCGCUCCUGUUCUCACUGGGUCUCUCGAACUAUCACCUGCAGAUCCUUUUCCCACUGGGUCUCUCGAACUAUCACCUGCAGAUCCUUUUCCCACUGGGUCUCUCGAACUAUCACCUGCAGAUCCUUUUCCCACUGAGUCUCUUGAACUAUCACCUGCAGAUCCUUUUCCCAAUGAGUCUCUCGAACUAUCGCCUGCAGAUCAUUUUGCUACAGAACGCCUGAGCCGUCAUCUAUCGUCCGCUACCCACUAGACGCCUGACCAGUGCCCACCAAACUAUUUCCCACGAGACAUUGCCGGCUUGUCGGCCACGACCAUCUUCCUACUGGAUCUCCUGACGUGUCGCCUCUGGACUCUCAUCCCGUGGCAAUGCCCGAGCUUCCGUCAGAGCUGUCGCUGCAUGCUGACCCUACUUCUAUGCACGAACCAGGCGCUAGUCCCUGCUACUCACCAGACGAGGUCCUGCUCUCAGAACCGGGGCCGAACAGCAGCGAGGUUGAACCGGACGUGCACACUUAUGGCAGCUGCCACCCAGGUGAGGAGACAGUGUGUGCUGAUCAUAGCCCAGGGCCGGACGCCGCGCAUGAGCAGCAUGACGGUGACGUACUGUUAGCUGUAGAGAAGGACAGAGGGUGGGGCAGUAGAGAGAGAGAGAAAGCGAGAGAGAGAGAGAGAGAGAGAGAGAGGAGAAGAGAGAGAGA
This is a messenger RNA of Priapulus caudatus, 3413 nucleotides long. Its product is annotated as proteoglycan 4-like. NCBI's taxonomy places the organism in Eukaryota, Metazoa, Priapulida, Priapulimorpha, Priapulimorphida, Priapulidae. The record is from RefSeq and is a predicted model, not a curated record.